UUUGCCUUCUCGCUCUCGUGGACGUGUUACGGCCAUAUUGUAAGUAAAAUAUUAGAUACCUUUUAUUUUUAUUUGGAAAACUCAAAAAAUGCAAUUUCCAGAUGCUAUGAUGCAUGAAAACAUAUGGUUUGACCGUCCUAAAUACGAGGAAGAAAGAGAGCACUAUGAGCUAUUCUUGACAAAUAACUUAUCUUCUAAACUAGCUGAAACUCACUGUAAAGAGAGUAAAACAACUUUAAAUGCUGUUGAAUCCAAAAAGGCAACAAGUGGCUCACUUUUGUCCAGUGAAAUUGCUAAAGCAAGGGACUCAAUAAAGCAAUCCCUGGCAGAGACUGGUUCAUCAAGUAUAAGCAGUUUAGAAAGUGAAAAUAAAGCAAUGCAAAAAACAAUAACAGAGUUAGUGGCAAAGGUGGCUGCACUUGAAUCCCGUGUGACCAAGCUAGAGCAAGCUGCUCAUGGUACCACUACUGAGACCGCAGCAGAAAAAGUACAGAAGGCUAAAAAAGAUGAUGAUGACAUAGACUUAUUUGGUAGUGAAGGAAGUGGCGAUGAAGAGGAAGAUGAGGCAGAAAAAAAGCGCAAAGAAGAACUCCUUGCAAAAUAUAAUGCUAAAAAGGCUUCAAAACCAGCUCUAAUAGCUAAAUCGUCAAUUCUGAUAGAUGUCAAACCUUGGGAUGAUGAAACAGAUAUGGCUUUAAUGGAACAAAAAGUGAGAAGCAUAGAAAUGGAUGGCUUACUAUGGGGUGCAUCUAAACUCAUUCCUUUAGCAUAUGGCAUUAAAAAACUACAAAUUUUGUGUGUUGUUGAAGAUGAUAAAGUGGGAACUGACAUACUAGAAGAAGAAAUCACAAAGUUUGACGAUUUGGUGCAAAGUGUUGAUAUCGCAUCUUUUAACAAAAUUUAAUUGGCUCACCACUUUUGCUUCUCUAAUAAAUAUAAUUGUCAAUGUUA
This is a messenger RNA of Hydra vulgaris (swiftwater hydra), 951 nucleotides long. RefSeq names its product elongation factor 1-delta. Gene Ontology annotation, biological process: translational elongation. Gene Ontology annotation, molecular function: translation elongation factor activity; guanyl-nucleotide exchange factor activity. Lineage: Eukaryota; Metazoa; Cnidaria; Hydrozoa; Anthoathecata; Hydridae. Gene Ontology annotation, cellular component: cytosol; eukaryotic translation elongation factor 1 complex. The record is from RefSeq and is a predicted model, not a curated record.